Messenger RNA from Naegleria lovaniensis, 1935 nucleotides. RefSeq lists its product as uncharacterized. The coding region runs from base 1 to 1935 and encodes 644 amino acids. The record is from RefSeq and is a predicted model, not a curated record. Gene Ontology annotation, biological process: protein phosphorylation; nuclear-transcribed mRNA poly(A) tail shortening; mRNA processing. Gene Ontology annotation, molecular function: ATP binding; protein kinase activity; poly(A) binding. The transcript has 4 exons. Gene Ontology annotation, cellular component: P-body; PAN complex. Lineage: Eukaryota; Heterolobosea; Eutetramitea; Acrasida; Naegleriidae.
AUGUUUCAAGGAGGGUCGAGGUUUGCUUCGGCUUCCUCUUCAGCAUCAUCAACGUCCACUCCUUCAUCGGGCAGCGCGAGUAGUGGUGGAUCGUCCACUUCUUCAAGUUCUGGUAGUAGUACCAGCUCGCCUUUUUAUCCCAAGACCUUUGUACCAUCGAGUGGAGUGAUGAAUAGUCUUGUGGGUGGAGGUACCUCGGGUAACAGCCUCACGGGAUCUUCAUCAACAACGAAUCAACGAUCGUGGGUAUCAUCAAGUGGUGAUUCUUCUUCUACUGGUGGAAAUAUCCAAUCUACUUUGAGUAACUCGACCUUUGCACCAUCAUCACCAAGUAAAUUGUCUUCAUCUUCAUUUGCUUAUCAGCCCAAAAAUUACGAUCCAAGUGCAAAAGCAAGCCCAAAUGUGCAGGCAUCAACUCAAACAAUGCAACAACAAUUCUCUCAAAAGAGAACACAAUACAAACAACAAUAUGAAUUGCAUCAGCAGCAUUUGGCACACAAAAGAAACACACCUGUCACAUCAUCUCCACAUUAUCACCACCACAACAACCCAAACAAUAGUUCAACAGCUCCAUCGUAUAUUUUCACACCUGGUGAUAAUGACUUCCUUUCUGGAUCUUCUAAAUCAGCUUACCGUAGUAUCCACAACUUUUUUGCAAAUGAUUCCAUAAGAAGUGUUCUUUUGAAUCGCAAUUUUCUAAAUUAUAUUCAAUGUUUGGACGAUUUAGAUGAGGAAACUCGCAACCAAGGACCUAUUUCGGAAAAACUUUCCCAAAUUCCAAGCUUUAUUGAUCAAUAUCACUCGCUGUAUCCACUGGAUCGCGAUUUUUUCAAUGAUUUUUCUGGUCAAGAAAUUUAUGCUUUUGGGGAAUCAUUCAGAGUUAUUGACUCAAUGACAGCAAGCCCUUGUUGCUUGAGACGUAUUAGCGAGCAUCAGUUAAUGUUCGAGCAGGCAUACAGUUUUGUGGAGCCAUGGUUCAAAGUUAGACAUCCUAAUAUUGUUUCCCUUAAAAAUCUCAUCACCACAGAUCAAUUCGGAACCAACAACGACCUUUUAUUUAUUUUCGAUUUUUGUGCUGGAGCAGAAACAUUGGAGGAACACUUUUUUAUUGAGACAUCUAGGGCCCCUUCAGAGGCUGUAUUGUGGAGCUUGUUAUGUCAAGUUGUUAGUGCUCUUCGAGAAAUUCAUUCACAUAAUCUAGCGUAUAGAACAUUUGCUCCGAACAAAAUUUUGAUUCUUCCAGGAACUCACAAGAGAUUCAAAUUGAAUUGUGUGGGAAUGCGACACACACUGGAUCCUACAGAUGACGACAUUGCAAAGCAACAACAGAAAGAUUUUAAGCAAUUAGGUGCUUUGAUUGUCGGAUUAAUUUGUACACUAAAGGAUUUGCCUGAAUCCCAAGACAGUCUUUCAUUAUUGAAUUCUCAUGAGAAUGCUGCCAAGUAUUCCCAAGAAUUGAUUGAUAUAAUCACGUAUCUCUUGCAUGGAGAGGUAAACAUUAAUACCUUAAUCUCAAAACUUGCAAUUCGAUAUUUGGAAGAGUUAUCCAAUACCUAUGGAUAUAUUGAUAGCUUGGAAAACGAGCUGGCAAAAGAGCUGGAAAAUGGUCGAUUAUUCAGAAUACUUGUCAAGUUGAAUUUUGUAGCACAACAUGAAGAUUUCGAGUACAGCACUAAAAACAGACAAGGCGUAGCAGAUCGACAAAUGAUAAAAUUAUUCCUUGAUUAUUUAUUCGUUCAAGUUUCUGAUUCCAAUCAAUGCAUUCUAGAUUUUGGACACAUUGUCGAAGCAUUAAACAAAUUAGACGCAGGAACCAAUGAGAAAGUUUUAUUGAUGAGUCGCGACGAACAAUCCCUAAUAGUAGUUACCUAUAAGGAUCUUAAAAAUUCCAUUAAGACUCAAUUUUCUAACCUUCUCCGAAAGAAUAAAGUAUAA